This is a messenger RNA of Strongyloides ratti, 1548 nucleotides long. RefSeq lists its product as hypothetical. Lineage: Eukaryota; Metazoa; Nematoda; Chromadorea; Rhabditida; Strongyloididae. The record is from RefSeq and is a predicted model, not a curated record. The coding region runs from base 1 to 1548 and encodes 515 amino acids. The transcript has 2 exons.
AUGCUUAAUAUACCAAAUUCAAAAAGUAUAUCUUUAAAAUUUUUAAAAAAAGGAUAUACACCAAAUAUUGAAAAUAUGAAUUUUUCUAAAAGCGUUUUUAAAAAUUAUUAUGUACUGGAGAGAGAUAAAGUAGCAUCUCGAUUAAAAGUAAAGUAUUGUGAAGAUAGUCAAAUAAUUUUUAUAGAGUGGUUAUCAACAUUCAAUUCAAUUUUUGUUUCACAUAUAUUUUUACGAUGCUCCAAAAGUCUUUUAACACCAAUUCCAACAUUUAUAAUUAGUCUUUGCCUUUUACAACUAUCAUUAAUGAAAAAAAAAGAACUUUGUAACAAAUCUUUAGAAAAUGAUAAAAUAAUAAAAAUAAAAAAUGUUGAUGAAUUCUUAGAACAAGUAAUGAAUAUUAAUGAUAGGAAAAAAUUUAAUAUUUAUGAUGUUGCAAUAUAUAAAAUAAAUAAUAUGUUAAAUAAUAAAAAGAAUUUUUUUGAAAAAAUAUAUUUCUUUAUUAAGAAAAGAGAUAAUGAUAAAAAGAAUGAUAAAUCUUAUAAUGAUAGUGAUGAUAAUGAAUAUGAGAUAGAAGAUGAAAAUAACGAUUUUAAAUCAUUAUUACUUAAUUUUUCUCCAAAAAAUACUUUUGAAUAUUCUCAUAAUAUAAAUGAUUAUAAUAUAAAAAUGAUAAUAAAUCAUUUAAAACCUUAUAUAAAAAUUAAUGAUAUAAAUAUGUUAGUAGAGAAGUUUAAAAAAGAUUCAACAAAUGCAAUUGCUGUUUGUAUAUUUAACAUUGAUGCUAAAUGGAAAAAUGGAAAAUCAUCAUUUGCUGGCUUACAUAAUUUUAAAUCUCAUGGUUAUAAUGAAAUGAAAGAUUUCUUUGUUUUUGAAGGUGAAUGUAGGAUUAUUAAUGGAAAUGAUAUUGAAAUUAUAUCAAUACCAUUAUUAGUUGAAGGAUCAGAGAAUAGAAAUUUAGAAUUUGUUAUGAUUCGUCCACUAGAUGGUGUUAGAUAUUGUGCUGGUCUUAAAAAAAUUGGUGAAAUUUGUCGCUUAAUAAAUAUUGAAUUAAAUUUAAUAGAACCAUGUCAAUGUAAAAUUUUAAUGCCAGUUAUUCAUUCGCCAAUUGUAGAUUCAUUAGAAAAUAUAAAUUUUAUAGGUGAAAAAACAUUAUUUUAUUCAUGUACAAAAUCAGCAACUUUUAAAAAUAUUUAUGAUUCAACGAAUUUAGAUGGAUUAUAUUAUUAUUCUUCUUUAUUUAUUAAUAAAAAUGGUAUAAAAAGUAAUAAUAAUAAUAAUGAAAACAAAAAUAAUUCAAUAACAAAUGACAAUUUAUUAAAAGAUAAAAAGUACAAUAUACGUAUGGAUAUUCCAUUUCAUUAUGCUAUUCUUGAUAGAACAUCUAAGGAUACUAUUUUGAUAGGAUCUUAUUAUGGAAAUUAUAUAUCUAACUUUCAAAGAAUUAUAACAGUAGAAAAUUUAAAAAAACUUAAUGAAGAAAAAUUAAAAAAAAGGAUGAAUUUAUUAAAGAAUACGCAGACAGAAAAAAAUUACAAUUGUUGUAGUUAG